AUGCGAUCAGGGGCCACUGCACAAGGUGCAUCAGGCAAGUUCAUUCAUAUUGAAAAGGCUGAAGUUUCAAAGGACCCGGGAAACUAUGCUCCAUGGGCGGCCGCUUUAAGGGAAGCGUUCGGGGCUACAGAUAGUGCCAUUAAAGCUGCUGAACCAAAUUGA
This is a messenger RNA of Laccaria bicolor S238N-H82, 162 nucleotides long. RefSeq lists its product as uncharacterized. The record is from RefSeq and is a predicted model, not a curated record. The transcript has a single exon. Lineage: Eukaryota; Fungi; Basidiomycota; Agaricomycetes; Agaricales; Hydnangiaceae. The coding region runs from base 1 to 162 and encodes 53 amino acids.